Molecule: messenger RNA, 1974 nt
Organism: Maudiozyma barnettii
Lineage: Eukaryota; Fungi; Ascomycota; Saccharomycetes; Saccharomycetales; Saccharomycetaceae
Gene: ERC1
Product: Erc1p
Exons: 1
Coding region: 1-1974 (657 amino acids)
Biological process (GO): xenobiotic detoxification by transmembrane export across the plasma membrane
Cellular component (GO): membrane
Molecular function (GO): xenobiotic transmembrane transporter activity; antiporter activity
Source: RefSeq, a predicted model, not a curated record
AUGCCAAACCAAUUCUUACAUACAGACCAAGAACAACGUUCUUCAAUGGUAUACUCUACAAGUAUGGGGAAAGCAGGUCUAUUCAUUCCAGCUGACUAUAUCAGUUCUGAUAAAAAUGAUACUAUUGUCGAUGAAACGGAAGAUGAUGAAGGAACUUCUUCAUCAGGUGAUAAUUUGCACAAUAUUAAUAACCAUAGCAACAGUAAUGAUCAAAUGGCUACGGACCCAGUACGAUUGACGAAGAAUACUGGAGAGAUGGAAUUUUUAUUAGGAGAUGAAGAUGAAGAUAGCAGUAAUAGAUUUAUGCAUUACCAAUCAAUUAAUGAUGCACAAGAAACCCAUAAUAGGAAUUCUGUUGUCGAACAAUCUAGACAUCGUAGUAGAACUGCAUCUAUGUGUAAGAGUCUCAUCGAUGAAGAACGUGAUUUAUUGAUAGAUAACAAAUUGUUAAGUAAUACUACGGGACAACGUUCUAGAGGUAAUAGUAUAGUGGAAAGUAUGUAUGGGAAUAUUGAACCAGUUGAUGCAGAAGUUGCUAGUGAGAUUAUGACUACUUGGAAUGAUGCUAUAGAUUCAGGAAAACCAAUCCAAAGUUCUUUUAAGAGAGAAACUCAAGUCAUAGCAUUCAAUGCGUUACCCCUUAUUUUCACAUUCAUAUUACAGAAUUCAUUGUCUUUAGCAUCAAUAUUUUCUGUAUCUCAUUUGGGUACUAAAGAACUAGGUGGUGUUACCUUAGGUUCUAUGACAGCUAAUAUUACUGGUUUAGCGGCCAUCCAGGGUCUUUGUACAUGUUUGGAUACAUUAUGUGCACAAGCUUACGGUGCUAAAAACUAUCAUUUGGUAGGUGUGCUUAUUCAAAGAUGUGCUACUAUUACUAUUCUAGCUUUUUUGCCAAUCAUGUAUAUUUGGUGGAGUUGGUCGGAGACAAUAUUGUCAUGGAUGAUUCCAGAAAGAGAAUUAUGUGUGCUUGCCGCUAAAUAUUUAAGAAUCACUGCCUUAGGGGUGCCAGGUUUUAUAUUAUUUGAAUGUGGUAAAAGAUUCUUGCAAUGUCAAGGUAUAUUCCAUGCAUCAACUAUUAUCCUGUUUGUAUGUGCACCAUUGAACGCUCUAAUGAAUUAUAUCUUUGUUUGGAAUAAAACAAUCGGUAUUGGCUAUUUGGGUGCUCCUUUAUCUGUGGCUAUAAAUUAUUGGUUGAUGGCAAUUGGAUUAAUGCUUUAUACGAUAUUUACUAAACAUGAAAGCAAUCCAAUGAAAUGUUGGAAUGGGAUUAUAAAGAAAAGACAAAUAUUUAAGAAUUGGAGAAAAAUGUUUGGACUAGCUUUACCAGGUAUUAUUAUGGUUGAAGCCGAAUUUUUGGGUUUUGAAAUAUUGACUAUUUUUGCAUCACAUAUCAGUACUAAUGCCUUAGCGGCGCAAUCAAUUGUCUCUACAGUUGCGUCGUUGGCCUACCAAGUACCUUUCUCUAUAUCUGUUUCAACCAGUACAAGAGUAGCAAACUUGAUUGGUGCCUCUUUAUACAAGAGUUGCAUUAUUACUUGUAAAGUAUCUUUGUUGUUAUCAUUUGUCUGUUCAUCUUUCAAUAUGAUGAUUAUCGUCACAUUCAGAGACCAAAUCGCAAAAUUAUUUUCUACAGAAACAGCUGUGGUCAAUCUGGUGAUUUCAACUUUACCAACAUUGGCAUUCAUGCAAUUAUUUGAUGCCUUCAACGCAUCCACAGCAGGUUGUUUACGUGGUCAAGGUAGACAAAAAAUUGGUGGUUACAUUAAUCUAUUUGCUUUCUAUUGUAUUGGUAUCCCAAUGUCAUACAUGUUAACUUUUAGUUUCAAUAUGGGUGUUGGUGGUCUAUGGUUCGGUAUUACUUGUGCAUUGAUAAUGAUGAGUAUCUGUCAAGGUUAUGCUGUAUUCCAUGGUGAUUGGAGUCAAAUUCUUCAGGCUGCAAGAUUGAGAAAUUCAGAAGGUGCUAGAGUUAGUUGA